GCCGGCAUGGAGCCCUGCGCGGGCUGCCCGUUGGUGGAGGACAGCUUCACCCGCUUCUCCUCCCAAAGCAACGUCUACGGGCUGGCCGCCUUGCCGGGGGCGGCGCGGGGGGGCCGGGCGGGGCCGGAGGAAGGGGCGGGGGGGCCGGGGGGGCUGCUGGCCGCCACCCUCAAGGGCAAGGUCGUUUAUUUCCGCUACCAGGACCUGCGGCAGAAGCUGCGCCCCGUGGCCAGGGAGCUCCCCUUCACCUACAUCCCAGUUGAUGCUGAGAUUGUGUCCAUUGACACGUUCAACAAGUCCCCUCCCAAACGGGGCCUGGUGGUGGGGAUCACCUUCAUUAAGGAUUCUGGAGAUAAAGCUAGCCCUUUCCUUAACAUCUACUGUGACUAUGAACCAGGUUCAGAAUACAAUCUGGAGUCCAUCGCACAGAGCUGUUUGAACUUAGAACUACAGUUUACCCCUUUCCAGCUCUACCAUGCAGAAGUCCAGGUUGCCGGCCAGCCCGAGACGGUCUUCUUGCUGAGUGGUAAUGAUCCUGCAAUUCACCUGUACAAAGAGAAUGAAGAACUGCACCAGUUUGAGGAGCAGCCAGUGGAGGAUCUCUUUCCUGAACUCAAAGAGCUUCCAAGCAACGUACUUUGGUUGGAUGUGUUCAACAUUCCCGACUCAAGGCGACGCAUCACUGCCUUUGGCUGCCAGAGCGGCUACAUCCGUGUGGCCCACGUCGAUCCGGACAGCAGAGAGGUGCUGCAGAGCUGGAGCAUCUUGCAAGAUGGGCCCAUCUCCAAAGUCCUGGUGUUUACCUUACCGGCUCCCUGCUAUCCAGAUAACCUCGUGGGGACCACAGCUGCAAGCGGUACUGCCGGAAACUGCAACCAGAGCUAUAACAUCCUGAUCACCAGCACUAUUGAGCUCUCCGUCGUGUACAGGAACGUCCUGCAGAACGGCCUCGAGGACCAGCUGGUCCUGCCGUUGAGUGACCAGUAUGACAGCGUGAUCUGCGCCCUAGUGACGGACAUCGACUUUGAUCGUGAGCCUGAGAUCCUGCUGGGGACGUACGGGCAGGAAUUGCUGUGCUACAAGUACGUCCUGCCCAGCGGGGAGUUCCACCUUCUCUGGCAGCGCGGUUUCCCCAGUCCCCUGCUGUCCAUGGAGUAUGUGGACCUGACCUGCGAUGGACUGUGUGAGCUGGCUGUGGUGUGCCUGAAGGGGCUGCACAUUCUGCAGCACAGCCUGACGCAGACCGCACAACGCCUCCUGGAGCGGCUUCGGUUGAGAGUGGCCAGCCUGGCGGUCCAGCAUGACCCGCAGCCCCCGGAUCCCAAGAGUCAGGGUGCUGAUGGGGAAGAACGGCCAAAUGAGUGA
Messenger RNA from Euleptes europaea (tarantolino), 1365 nucleotides. It is a transcript of the gene KPTN, whose product is annotated as kaptin, actin binding protein. NCBI's taxonomy places the organism in Eukaryota, Metazoa, Chordata, Lepidosauria, Squamata, Sphaerodactylidae. Gene Ontology annotation, molecular function: actin filament binding. The coding region runs from base 7 to 1365 and encodes 452 amino acids. The record is from RefSeq and is a predicted model, not a curated record. Gene Ontology annotation, biological process: cellular response to amino acid starvation; negative regulation of TORC1 signaling; actin filament organization. The transcript is spliced from 13 exons. Gene Ontology annotation, cellular component: lamellipodium; actin cytoskeleton; KICSTOR complex.